UCUAUUUCUAAGUAUCUAUUGUAUACUAGUGGUGAUUAUAAUCAUUCAUCGUUGAAAAUCUCUUAUGGAGGAUUACUAUAUCUAAUUACCUAUUACUUAAUAUCUAACUAGAUUUUCCCUGAUUUUAUUUACUGUUGAAUCAUCUAUCAGCUGGUAUUCGGUGCUCGAAUGUGGCAGUCUGUAAAUCUCUUCAAACUCAUCCAGUUGCGCUGGAUCUUGUGUUCCGAUAACAUUAAACGUUGACUUAUACACAAGUAUAUUUUAAUAUACUUCUUUUUACAAAGUCAAUUGGAAAAAUGGUGGAUCUUCCGCGAUACACGUUGAAGGAAGUGGCGAAACAGGAUGGAAAGGAUGGAAACAGAGUCUGGAUAGUGAUCUACAAUAUGGUGUACGAUGUGACUGAUUAUAUGAAUAAGCAUCCUGGAGGACCAGAAUUGAUCGAAGAAUACGCAGGUCAGGAUGCAACCAGAGGAUUCGAUGACUUUGGCCAUUCUAGUGAUGCUAAACGAUUACUGAAGAAAUUUCUUGUUGGCGAAUUAACAGAACAAGACAAAAUAAGCAACAGAAGCAAAAAGGGUAGAAGUUCUAACGAAGGAAAAGUAACAUCGAAAAAUGGUAAAAGAAGAUUUUUAUCAGUAUUAUGCGGAAAAUGUACGACUUGACCCAAAAAGAUAACCAGAUACCUGAUGAUUAUUGUUACAUUAAUUUAUUUAAUUUUUUUCCGUUCUUUUCUGUUUUUUUUUUUUUUUUUUUUUGUACUACUAAUAUACAUGUACAGCUAAUUAUAAACUAUAAUAA
Messenger RNA from Osmia bicornis bicornis, 798 nucleotides. Its product is annotated as cytochrome b5-like. The transcript has 5 exons. The coding region runs from base 297 to 662 and encodes 121 amino acids. The record is from RefSeq and is a predicted model, not a curated record. Gene Ontology annotation, molecular function: heme binding. NCBI's taxonomy places the organism in Eukaryota, Metazoa, Arthropoda, Insecta, Hymenoptera, Megachilidae. Gene Ontology annotation, cellular component: intracellular membrane-bounded organelle; membrane.